Molecule: messenger RNA, 2552 nt
Organism: Propithecus coquereli (Coquerel's sifaka)
Lineage: Eukaryota; Metazoa; Chordata; Mammalia; Primates; Indriidae
Gene: ADO
Product: 2-aminoethanethiol (cysteamine) dioxygenase
Exons: 1
Coding region: 292-1104 (270 amino acids)
Cellular component (GO): mitochondrion
Molecular function (GO): oxidoreductase activity, acting on single donors with incorporation of molecular oxygen, incorporation of two atoms of oxygen
Source: RefSeq, a predicted model, not a curated record
GCGCCGGGCGUAAGGCGAAGCCUGGCACGGUCCGCGCGGCCGCUACCUUGCUCCUGGCGCGUGAGUGCGAGGUGUGGGCCGUGCGUCGUGCGCGUGCGCGGGGCGAGAGCGCUGGGCCGUUGCAGGCGCGUGGCUGCUAACGUUGACAGCAGCGCCGGGCGCCCUACGGGCCGGUGCUUGCGGGGCCUCCCGCCUCGACCGGGGCUGCGGGCAGCCGUGGCGGCCGCCGGGGACCGCAAGGGGCGGAGGAAAGGAGGGGGCCAGACCCGGCACGCGGAGGAACAGCCGAGCAUGCCCCGGGACAACAUGGCCUCCCUGAUCCAACGGAUCGCCCGCCAGGCUUGCCUCACCUUCCGGGGCGGCGGGGGCGGCCGCAGAGCUUCCGACCGCGGCGCGGCGUCUAGCCCCGAAGCGCCGAUGCCGCCGGGCUUCCCGGAGAACCUGAGCAAGCUGAAGAGCCUGCUGAUCCAGGUCCGCGCGGAGGACUUGAACAUCGCCCCGCGCAAGGCCACGCUGCAGCCACUGCAGCCCAACCUGCCCCCCGUCACCUACAUGCACAUCUACGAGACGGACGGCUUCAGCCUGGGCGUGUUCCUGCUCAAGAGCGGCACGUCCAUCCCGUUGCAUGACCACCCGGGCAUGCACGGCAUGCUCAAGGUGCUCUACGGCACUGUGCGCAUCAGCUGCAUGGACAAGCUGGAGGCGAGCGGCGGGCAGCGGCAGCGGGCCCCGCCACCAGAGCAGCAGUUCGAGCCGCCUCUGCAGCCCCGAGAGCGGGAUGCCGUGCGGCUGGGCGUGCUGCGCUCGCGGGCGGAGUACACCGAGGCCAGCGGUCCCUGCGUCCUCACGCCGCACCGGGACAACCUGCACCAGAUCGACGCAGUGGACGGGCCAGCAGCCUUUCUGGACAUCCUGGCCCCGCCCUACGACCCGGACAAUGGCCGGGACUGCCACUAUUACCGGGUGCUGGAGCCCGUCAGGGCCAAGGAGGCCUCCGGCUCGACCUGUGACCUGCCCCGAGAGGUGUGGCUCCUGGAGACCCCGCAGGCCGAUGAUUUCUGGUGCGAGGGAGAGCCCUAUCCAGGUCCCAAGGUCUUCCCUUGAAUCCGCCGGCGCUUGGGAGCGGUGGGCCGAAGACGUGCCCUAGUAUAUCUGGGCCUGGCUGCCCGCCACCCACCACAAGGGCUCUGUCUCUGCCCCCUAUCCUGGGCGUUGGAUCUACUGGAAUGAGCAGUAGCCGCUUCCUCGGCAGCUUUGGGAAGCACGGGCGAGUGGACCGCAGCCACCGGGCACGGUUGUGGGGGCGGGGUGGGCGGGGAAGCUAGGUUGUUUCCUGGUACAGUCACUGCCACCAGGGCUUUGAUUUGGGAGGAGUAGGGCAGGGGGCUAUCUGAAGCGCUUCCAUCCUAAAGCCAUAAUGAAAAUAUUCUUCCUCUGUUCCCCAUUGCAUACAAAAUAAACUUAAUGCCCACCCUUUGGUAAAUAGGAUUUGUUUUCCACUCAUGCCCUUACACCCUUUUACUCCUUGUAGUUUUAACUUAUUGACUGCGCAUGACCCAGUGGUCAAGUCAUUGGUAAAAACUAGGUUUAAAGAGAUGAGCUGUUGAAAGUGAGCUGCCCUGCCUAAUUAAUUCCUUGUGAAAAUUAAAUCACUCUUUCAGAGUUCGAGGGUCACCCUCAAAACGUAACUAUGCAUGUAGAGAACAAUAUUUAUUUUCUUUCCUCUCCUUGCCCAGUAGUCACAUCUAGUUUACUCAGGCAGCAUCUACUAAGAAAUUCAGCACCUGCAUAUCUCUCUGACGUGGUCACUAAAAGCUUAUCUUCUCCAAGAAUCACCAGAUCUGUGCGUUGAGCAGAUUUCUUGUUGGAGAUUCACCUUUAAUGCAAACACUAUAUUAUCCUCAAGUGACUUUUUUUCUUAAUGUACUUUAAGAGGUUAUAGGAUAAUUCUGUAUUUUCUAACCGGAAGAUUCAAAAGAGCUGAAUCUGUUAUGCUUCCAAACAACUGAAUGUAAAACAUUCCUAGCCAGCGGUUAAAUUACAUACCCCUAUUUACCUUCAAUAUUUUCCUUUAAAAGUAGAGAAAAAUAUUAUGUUGAUGACUGUUUCAUAUUCUCUCAGGAACUCUAAUGUUCCAGAGAGUUGGUGGUUCCAGCUGUGUUGCUGGCAGUGUUAUCCCAACCCUCUCCCUAAAACGAGAGAGCGAGUGCUUGGGUCAUCUAAUGUGGUUUUCUGUAGGAAGAGCUAGAAGGCACAGAUGAUCAAGGCUAGAGAAUAAAAUAUUAACCACCACUAGCCAUUUUAGGGCACCAAAACUUGGGAUUAAACACUUCUCACUCCCAACUCUUGAAAUGAACAGUUGUGCUAUCUGUGACUAAUUUAAAUUUUGUCCUUUGAAUAGGCUGAGCAACUUUACCUUGUUUACAGAUGUAUUGACACCAUUUGCUUCAGGCCAUGGAGCACUGUUUUCCCCUUUUUACUAUUUAUAGAAUUCCUUUUUUCAUAAAACUUUUAAUAAAAACAAACUGUAGAAAUAAACACACUGAAAUUUG